This is a messenger RNA of Sceloporus undulatus (fence lizard), 3814 nucleotides long. RefSeq names its product membrane associated ring-CH-type finger 4 (gene MARCHF4). Gene Ontology annotation, molecular function: zinc ion binding; ubiquitin-protein transferase activity. The record is from RefSeq and is a predicted model, not a curated record. Gene Ontology annotation, biological process: protein ubiquitination. The transcript has 4 exons. NCBI's taxonomy places the organism in Eukaryota, Metazoa, Chordata, Lepidosauria, Squamata, Phrynosomatidae. Bases 327 to 1574 code for a protein of 415 amino acids.
CUGGCUCCUUGCAACCCACCAAGCAUGUUGGGGGCAAGAGACUCCUGACCAGGAAUAUUUCAUGUUGGAUUUUCUUUUUUCUUUUUCUUCCAAAGAAGUGGAACGCUUCAUUUAUUUAUUUUACUUUAAGGCAGAUGUGGGCAGCAGGGAGUUGGCCCUUCAGUAUUUUGUAGGAGGGAAAGGUAGCAAAAGAAAACUUCAGGAUAUUUGUGCUGCUGCUUUUGCUGCUACUGCUGCUGCUGCUGCUGCUGGGACCAGUUUUCCAGCGCAAGCGGCGUCCCGCUGCCUGCCCCCGUUGCUCUCGGGCGCCCCCUGCAGGCCGGCCCAUGCUGAGGCCCAGCGCUGCAGUGCUCCUCUGGUGCUGCUGCUGGUGCUGCUGCUGCUCCGGGCUGGGCCUGCCGAGCCAGAUGCUGCGCCCCCAGGGCCUCCUCAAGGGCCGCUGCCGCAUGCUCUUCAAUGACCUGAAGGUCUUCCUCUUGAGGAGGCCCCCAGCGCCCCCACCCCCCUCACCCCCUCUGCCCCCCAUGAACACUGGGGACCAAGCCUUGGGCUUCCAGGCGUCCAACAACAACACCUUGGCUGGGCUCUAUGGAGGGCGAAGGGGGCCAUGGAGAGGACCUGGAGGGGCAGGAGGUGGCGGCGGUGGUGGAGGAGGAGGAGGAGUGGGGACUACUACUAGCCCACCAGAGGAAGAGUGGGGGAGCCCCGGAGGAGAAGGGGAGCAGCCCAUGUCUAUGAUGAGCAGCGUCUCCUCGGAGGACUUCUGCAAAGGGAAGACAGAGGACCGGUAUUCCCUAGGGAGCAGCUUGGAUAGUGGGAUGAGGACCCCUCUCUGCAGGAUCUGCUUUCAAGGGCCGGAGCAGGGAGAGUUGCUGAGUCCAUGUCGCUGUGAUGGGUCAGUGAAAUGCACACACCAACCUUGCCUGAUCAAAUGGAUCAGUGAGAGGGGAUGCUGGAGCUGUGAGCUGUGUUAUUAUAAGUAUCACGUCCUUGCCAUAAGCACAAAGAACCCCCUCCAGUGGCAGGCCAUUUCUCUGACCGUCAUUGAGAAGGUGCAGAUAGCAGCAGCCAUUUUGGGUUCCCUUUUUCUUAUUGCGAGUAUCUCGUGGCUCAUCUGGUCAACUUUUAGCCCUUCUGCUAAAUGGCAACGUCAAGACCUGCUCUUCCAGAUCUGCUAUGGAAUGUAUGGCUUCAUGGACAUUGUCUGUAUAGGUCUAAUAAUCCAUGAAGGACCCUCAGUGUAUCGGAUUUUUAAAAGGUGGCAAGCAGUCAAUCAACAGUGGAAAGUGCUGAACUAUGACAAAACAAAGGACCUGGAGGAUCAAAAAACAGGGACCCGGACCAACCAACGAACCUCCUCCCAAACCAACCAUUCCUCCUCCACGGGUGGUACAACUAGCAACUCUGUCCCAGGUGAUGGUGUGGUCCGGGGAACUAGUCACACCACAGGCACCUUGUCUGACCACCACUGUGCUUAUACCAUCUUGCAUAUACUCAGUCAUCUGAGGCCUCAUGAACAGAGAAACCACUCUAGCACAAACAGAGAGCUUGUCAUGAGAGUCACGACGGUCUGAACAAAGGAAUUCAGGAGGCCUUAUUGCAACAUGGAGUGGGAGAGGAACUCUUCAAGUGGGGUGGGGGGAGGCAGCGUGGUAUGCCUUACACCCUCUGCCCCAUAAUCCACCCUCACCGACCCCUGGUCCUCUGCAGCUGCACAAGAGGCCCUUGGCCAGCAAAGGAUGGCAGAGGCAGAGCUGCGCACACAUGCUGAAAAGAGGUUUCACAGUUUGUCUAGUUACCAGAAAGUAUGACAAAACAAGUGCAAUACAGACUACCAGAGCUUGAACUAGGGCAAAAAGGCUUGUUGGGGGGGAGGGGUCAGGGAAGUACAGCUGUUCUUAUUUGAAGCAUUUUACAGAAACACACACAUACACAUACAAGCCUACAGAAAUAUCGAAAAAAGAAAGAAAGAAAAGAAAGAAAGAAAGAAAGAAAGAAAGAAAGAAAGAAAGAAGCAGUGUAUUUUUCAAACUGUAUUAACCAGGGGUUCAAGUAUUUGAAUGCAUAAAUUAUCCUGUGGCCCUAUGUUAUUUUGUGCAGCCACAGGGUGUUUGAGCUGAAAAGGCAGUCAGUUUAUUGCUAAUGUUAUUUUAUACAAGUAAAGACUCUUCCUAGGUUUUUUUACACAUAAAAUACAUACAAAUCUGCCCUCCUCAGACAUGACUAUUUUAGAGCUUUUUGAGGGUGUGCUAUGGGGAGGGGGACACUUUUGUUUGAGACACAAACAUUUCUACCAAUGUCCAAAGCACAAGCCGCACUGGGAGAUGAUUUAUGCCAUUCAUCACUGAAAGGUACAGCCUCUUGAUUUUUUUUUCUUAGCAGACACUAUUUGUUUUGCAGGUUUGGGGAAAUGAGAUUGUCUCCUAUUGAAUUUCUUGCUGGGCCUUUCCCUUUCAUUCUGGUUCUGUAAUUUGUCACAGACUCAUGCAAGUUGAUUGGUUUUAACAUUUGUUUGUGUGUCUCACUACUCCACAGUUCACAAGUAGCUGUGUUUUGCUAAAGCAGGAGUGGGUUAAGUCAAGUUUCAGAGAAGUUAUUGGACUGCACCUCCCAGCAUUCUUCACCACUGGCUAUGCUGGUCACAGAGCUAAUGGGAGCUGCAAAACAACAUAUAUGUCAACCCUUGCAUUCCCUUGGCUCCCACAUUAAGUUGCCUAGCUAAGAGCUUUUUACAGAGAUUGGAAGGGAACCUUAAGUGUCAUUCACACAGUGGAUUUUAGCUCUAAUCUGGAAAGGGGCAACUUAUGGCCUUCUAGAUGUUGUUGGUUACAAAACCCAUCAUGUUUUGCCAUGUGCAGUGUCACUGGACAGGCACAAAUGGCUUGCCUCUGCUCUAAUCCUAUGCAUACCUUCCAGGCAGUAAUGCAUACUGAAUGUAGUGGAUCUUAUUUCUUAGUAAACAUGCAUAGGAGUGCAUAGUAAAUCUGAUUUAACUUUUCUUGUCUCCCCUUACAAGGGACUCAAGGACUGCUUUUUUGAUUUGGAUGAGAAAUUGCUAAGUAAGACCUCUUACCACACUACCACUGCCAAGAUUUUUUGGAAGAAGCCAUCAUCACUACACUGAUAUAAAUGAUAUUGGUCUGUAGUGUAUGCCCUGGAUGUUACAUAAAUACAUCUUUUUUUUCUGCUGGUACUUUCACAAGUACCACUAAAAAUUACAGUAUUUCCAAGCCAAAGUGCUUUAAAUUAUAGUGGACUGGUAAUAUAUGACAUCUGGUGACCAUGCCAUAUAAUAUAUGACAUGCUCACCAGAUCUGUGUGUGCUGAAGGAAACUAUUGAUGCUUUGACUAGUUUUAGAUUGGGACUCGCUACAUCCUAGAGCACUAUGUAAAAACCUGCUUGAACCAUGUUGUGAUGAAUCAAAACCUGGACAUCAAAACUUGCUAUAUAAUUAAUUUGAUGAUAUGGAGCUCACAUAUUCCCUUAGUAGGAAGUCCCUUGUGGCCCUGACUUGCUUGGUUCCACACAUGGGGGAUGAUAUCUUUAAACAGUAUCAUUUCCACACUGAGUUCUUUCAUGGAAAUACUGCAGCAGCAUCCAAACCUGACCUCAAGCUGUCAACCUGGUCAUAGAAUCAUACAGGGGCAUACCCUCCAACAUUUCACAGAUGAAAGUCCAGACACUUAUGGCCAAGUGACAUCAGAGUGUCAUUCAUAUGGCAAAAGUUGCUAAUGAGGCAAGACACAGAGACUAGGAGAAGGUGCAGCAGUUUGCUUUUGCCUGAGCCUUUAGGGAAGAUUCUGCCCUCUCCUC